Drosophila suzukii is the source of this 4224-nucleotide messenger RNA. RefSeq lists its product as uncharacterized. The record is from RefSeq and is a predicted model, not a curated record. Gene Ontology annotation, biological process: apoptotic DNA fragmentation. NCBI's taxonomy places the organism in Eukaryota, Metazoa, Arthropoda, Insecta, Diptera, Drosophilidae. Gene Ontology annotation, molecular function: RNA endonuclease activity; single-stranded DNA endonuclease activity; nucleic acid binding. Gene Ontology annotation, cellular component: nucleus; mitochondrial inner membrane.
AACCUCGCGAUGUGGAGCAGUCGCUGCUCGAUUUUUAUCCUGGCGCUGCUGGUCGCCAGCAAUGCGGGAAAAGUAUCCGGAAGAUUACCGAGAAUCCUGCCGGAACCCUUAGCCGAGGGGGAUGAAGGAGUGAUAGUGCGAGGAGAUUGUGAAUUUAAGGUCAACGGUGACCUCAACGACCCCGCUCCCCUCUUUUCGCGACACAACUCCUACGAAAUUGUAGUGCCAGAUCCCACGGACACAGUGCGUUUGGUUAAUGGAGAACAGUUGGAUAUGUUCUGCCCGGGAGUGGGAUUUGCGGCUCCUUUCGCGAAUCGCUCACAGUUGACGGCCACGUGUCUGCAGAACAAGUAUUUCCUGGUCGAUGAUCUCAUCUAUCCGUUUGCCAACUUCUCCUGCACCAGCUGGCCCAUUUUUAGUGCCCUGCGAACAGGCAAGGAUUGCAAUGGAGGCACAGAUCUCGUCCAGGUGGGUUUCGAGGUAGAGGAUGGUGGCUUCCUGCAGUCCUACGAACUUUGUCACGACGCCGAGGCGGAAGCAACGCGAUAUGUCCACCAUGUGCUCUACCCAUCGAGCUACGACUAUCAGCAUGGAGUGGCGCGACCCAGCUUUAUCGAACUCGACUUCUACGGGGGCAGGGAUGUGAAUACGAAGUACACCCAAGUGCAGCAGAACAUCACCAUUAGCAACAUACUCGGAAUGGAUGCCUCGCCCUAUUUCAAUUAUAGUGACAAUCGCAUCCUGGCCCGGGGGCAUAUGAUAGCCAAAACGGAUCAGAUCUUUGGGGCUGCUCAACAUUCGACUUUCCUGUUUAUCAAUGUGGCACCUCAGUGGCAGACCUUUAAUGGCGGCAAUUGGGAGAGGGUGGAGACUAGUGUUCGAAAGUUUGUGGCCGAUCGGAAUCUCACCACCGAUUGCUAUACAGGCACCUGGGGUGUUUCCACCCUGCCCGAUGUGGAUGGCAUCGAAAAGGAGCUAUACCUCGACUUUGAUGAGAACAACAACGGCUUAAUCCCCGUACCCAAGAUAUAUUAUCGAGUGAUCAUCGAUCGCCUCACUCGCGAGGGCAUCGUGAUCAUUGGCAUUAACAAUCCCUACUUGACGUUGGAGCAAAUCCUCAAGGAUUACAUCCUGUGCAAGGAUAUUGGUCAUCAGAUAAGCUGGCUAACUUGGUACAAGGAAGAUCUCCACGAGGGUUAUUCCUAUGCCUGCACUGUGGAGGACUUUACCGAAGUGGUCAAGGACUUGCCGUUGGAAGAUCUGCAUACAAGUGGAGUUCUCGGACUGGACGAUGUGACAACUGUUGAACCUUCGAGUACUACGAAUACACCUGAAACGUCUACCAUAUCUUCAACCACUACUGACGAACCAAGCUCAACUACUACCACUGCUACUACCACAACUGUUGAACCUUCGAGUUCUACGAACACACCUGAGACUUCUACCAUAUCUUCCACUACUACUGAAGAACCAAGCUCAACUACUACCACUGCUACUACCACAACUGUUGAACCUUCCAGUACUACGAAUACACCUGAGACUUCUACCAUAUCUUCAACAACUACUGAAGAACCAAGCUCAACUACUACCACUGUAGUUCCCUCAACCACAGUGCCUGUAACUACACCUAGUACCACCACUGUUUCUUCCACUACCGAAGAACCAAGCUCAUCUACUGUUACAUCCACUGUACAACCGACUUCAACUACUGUUUCGUCCACUGCAGAACCCAGUUCCUCAACCACUUUGGAGCCCAACUCAACCACUGUGGAACCCUCUUCAUCAUCUUCGGUGUCUCCCAGUACCUCGAACCCCCCUGUCACCACUCCCUCACCCGUUGUAAGUCCCUGCAAGUUCAGUACAAAUGGGGAUCUCAAGGACCCUGCUCCGCUGCUAACUCCUCAAGGAGCUCUCAGCUGGCUUCUGCCUGAUGAAAGUGGUAUUUACACAGUUGAAGAGGGAUCUUCCAUAGAUCUGCAUUGCACUGGAGCUCUGUUAUCACCCUUUAAUAGGUAUACCGCUCUAACAGCUCGUUGUGUUGGUGAUCAGUUGUACGAGGCCGAAGGACAGCGGGUAAAUAUUCGGGGAUUUGUCUGCCAGAGUUGGCCCACCUAUGUGGCAGUCCGAUCUGGAGAAUCCUGUGAGGGUGGUACCGAUCUUGUGCAUAUUGGAUUCGAUGUGGCCGCCGGUUUUCUCAGCCAUGUGGAGCUCUGUUACGAUCAGCUGGAGCAGAUCUCGAAGUACGCUCGAUAUGAACUGACACCGGCCAAUGUGGCCUAUCAGAAAGGAGUUGCUCAACCGGGAUAUCUUCGGGGUGAUUUCUACACUGGGGAAGAUGUCAACGUUCUCUACGACCAAUCGCAUCAGCUGGAGGCGUUUAGUUCAGCCCUGGGCUUGGAUGCCAGUCAAUACUUCGAUAGCACCAAGGAUCUCUACUUGAUCCGAGGACAACUGGCCGCUCGUCUUGAUUUUGUGCAUAGUUCCGCCCAAAGGGCCACUCACUUCUACAUCAAUGCUGUUCCCCAAUGGAGGAGCAUCAAUAUUGGAAACUGGUUAGCCGUAGAAUCGAGCCUAAGGCAAUUUGUGGCCGAUGAGGCCUUAAAUGUGAGUGUACAUGCUGGCAGUUAUGACGUUUCAACUCUACCAAAUUCCCAAGGAGUCCAGACGCCCCUUUAUCUAAAUGCAGAAACCAAACAACUGCCCGUAGCCAAGAUACUCUAUCGCAUUGUCAUCGAUCAGGAAAGUCAGAAGGGCAUUGUCUUAAUAGUGGUGAACAAUCCACAUAUCACAUUGGCUCAGAUUCUGGAGGACUAUGUGAUCUGUGAGGAUGUGGGUGAGCAGCUGGAUUGGUUGGACUGGGAUAAAACGGAUCUGUUGAAGGGCUACUCGUAUGCCUGCUCUGUCGAGGACUUUAUUGAAGUGGUUAAGGACCUGCCCACGGACCAACUCCAGACUACAGGUAUCCUAGGCUUGAGUAGCCAGUCCCUGGAAAACGAACUGUGCAGCUUUCAAGUGAACGGAGAUCUGAAGGAUCCGGCUCCUUUAUUUGUGAUCAGGAGCGAGUUGGGUCAGGCCAGAUAUGUGGAACCAAAUCACGAGGGCUUAGUCGAGCUUAAGCAUGGAGAGGCUCUAGAGUUCCACUGCAUCAAAUCCUUCACAGGACUAUUCUCUGGUCUUACCUUCGUGAACUCCACCUGCUGGCAGAAGCAAAGUUUCCUCACCAAGGGCAGUUUGUAUGAUCUGCAGGACUUUGUCUGCACCUCCUGGCCAACUUACACGGCUCGUCGGACUGGUCGUUCCUGUAAUGGAGGUACUGAUCUCUUGGAAGUGGGCUUCCAGCUCUCAUCCUCCACUUCCGAUGACUUCCUGCAGACCUACGAUGUGUGCCAUAAUGAACUGACUGAGGUCACCCGCUAUGUGCAUCAUGUUCUGUACCCGGGCAGUGCCCAAUAUCAGCGAUCUGUGUCCAGGCCGAGCUUCGUUACUGGGGACUUUUACGGCGGCAAGGAUGUGAACACCUUGUACACCCAGGUGCGUCAGAAUAUCACGGUCUCGGAGAUACUGGGCAUGGAUGCCUCGCCCUACUUCAAUAUCAGCGGAAAUGUUUAUCUGGCACGUGGACACCUCUCGGCUAAAACAGACUUUGUCUUCGGGGCCGCCCAGCAGGCCUCCUUUUUCUUUGUGAAUGCGGCACCCCAGUGGCAGACCUUCAAUGGAGGCAACUGGGAACGGAUUGAGGAUAGUGUGAGGAAGUUUGUGGCCGAUGAGAAUAUUACUGCGGAUUGUUAUACGGGCAUUUGGGGAGUGACCACCCUGCCCGAUGUGGAUGGCAUUGAAAGGGAGCUAUAUCUGGACUUUGAUGAAAACAACAAUGGUUUGAUACCAGUGCCCAAGUUGUUCUAUCGCGUAAUAAUUGAUCGUCUGAGUAGAAAGGGCAUUGUGCUUCUUGGAGUAAAUAACCCGCAUGUCAACCUAGAGCAAAUCGAAAACGAGUACAUCAUUUGCAAGGAUAUUGGCGAGCAAUUGUCUUGGGUCAGUUGGACCAAAGAGGAUCUCAAGAAGGGCUAUUCCUAUGCCUGCACUGUAGAAGACUUUACUUCGGUGGUAAAAGACCUACCACUCGAUGAUCUACAGGUUGAUGGUGUGCUGGGCAUUUAAGGCUAGAUUUUGUGGCUGAACAAAAUCCAAAACAAAACGAAUUUCUUAAUUUAAAACCAAUAAAAA